AUGGUUACAGCUCUUUUCUUGCGCGCCUCUCACCAGACGGUGCGGCCAACUGGCCUCCGGCAAUGCCAGGCAGCUGCCAGCCGUCUGGGGUGUAAUGCGUCCUUGAUUCCAGGGGUCAAGAAGGGGCAAUUUCCUAAGAUCCAGAUGCUCUCAACGUCUGCAUCCAAAUUGCAGGCAGACACCCUUGACCGAACUAGAAAUAUAGGUAUCAUCGCACAUAUUGAUGCCGGUAAAACAACGACCACUGAGCGCAUGCUCUACUAUAGUGGCUUUACCCGAAGAAUUGGAGAUGUGGACGAAGGGUCCACCGUCACAGACUUUCUCCCUGCGGAACGCGCUCGCGGGAUCACAAUUCAAUCUGCCGCCAUCACCUUCCAUUGGCCGCCUCAAGCGGCUGUAAAUCUAAUCGACACUCCUGGGCAUGCCGACUUUACCUUUGAGGUUAUGCGUUCUUUGCGCAUCCUAGACGGGGCGGUGUGUAUUCUGGACGGCGUCGCUGGCGUCGAAGCUCAAACGGAGCGAGUAUGGCACCAAGCGAGCACAUAUCGUAUUCCCAGGAUUGUCUACAUUAACAAGCUGGACAGAGACGGUGCAGCUUUUGGGCGUACGGUAAGAGAGAUAAGCUCCCGGCUUGCGGGCUACCCCGCUGUCUGCCAGGUCCCAUGGUUCGAGGGCGGAAAUGGUCGCUUUGUUGGAGUUGGCGAUGCGAUCAACUUGCAGGGUCUCCGCUGGCAAGAUGGGGACGGUAAAGCGGUCAAAAUGUUCAACCUCCAGGAGCUGGACGGCGAGGAACCGGGGCUUGCACAGGAGAUCAAACGCGCAAGGACAGCACUUGUCGAGCUGCUUAGCGAGCAUGAUGAGACUAUGAUUGAGAAGUUCUUUGAGCAUGACGAAGACCAUCUCGCAGUGCCUCCCAACGACAUUCUAGACAGCUUGCGCCGGUGCCUCUUGCAAGAACAGGGUAGGAAGAUUAUCCCCAUCUUCGCAGGCGCUAGCUUCCGCAACAUCGGUGUCCAGCCUCUCCUUGACGCCGUGACGAACCUUCUUCCUAGUCCCCUCGAAACCCCUGACGCAGAGAAGAAGUCCGUCACUCAAGCUGAAUCACAAAAUGCUAUCGAGAAGCUUCAGAGCUGUGCGCUUGCUUUUAAGGUAGUCAAUGAUGCCAAGCGGGGAGUCUUGGUUUAUGUGCGCGUGUACUCAGGUUCUCUGGACCGAAACAGCGCUAUAUUCAACACCAAUCUCAAGAUCACUGAACGUGCACCGCGCUUACUGAAGAUGUACGCCAAUGAUGCUGUCGAGGUGGAUUCCAUCCCUGAGGGACACAUUGGCGUUGUGGCUGGCCUGAAGCAUGCUCGAACUGGAGAUACACUAGUCUCAUAUGCGGGCAACAAAUUAACACCACCAGAACCACUUGAUACCCUCCAACUACGUCCUAUCCAGGUGCCGCCCCCCGUUUUCUUCGCCAGUAUCGAGCCGCACAGCCUAAGCGAGGAGAAGAAGAUCCAUGAAUGUCUAGCCCUACUCCUACGUGAAGACCCAAGUCUUCACGUCACUGUUGACGAAGACUCUGGGCAAACGCUCCUAAGCGGCAUGGGCGAGCUCCAUCUCGAGAUUGCCCGAGACCGCCUGAUCAACGACCUCAAAGCCAAGGCAACAAUGGGCCGCAUUGAAAUCGGCUACCGUGAAUGUCCGCUCGGAGAGUCGCCUGUUGUCACCAAAAUGUUCGACAAAGAGAUCGCCGGCCGCAAAGGCAAAGCCGGCUGCACAGCAGUAGUGGAACCUUUCGACCCGGAUAACGCACCUCCAGUACCCGAAGACGCGCUCUCGGUUGAGACCAAAGAGGGCAAUCAGAUAAUCAUCAUCGCCCCGGAACUGCAGGUAGAAACCAACCGCAAAGGCAUCGAGGAAAGCCCCGUACUUCCCCCAGGCCUAGAUAUGCAAUCCUUCCGCGCCUCCCUCCAUAACGGCUGCCUUGCUGCCCUUGCUCGCGGCCCUCAGUUCACUUUCCCUAUGCACCACACCCGCGUCACCCUCACCAUCAACCCAACCGAACACCUCUUCGGCACCGAUACCACCCCGGCCGCCCUCUCCUCCGCAGCACGUCUAGCCACCUCCGCCGCUCUCCGCGACCUCCUCUCGUCCGGCCCAGGCACCUCCCUAAUGGAACCCGUUAUGAACGUCAUCAUCAGCAUCGACGAAGCCAGUCUCGGAGCCGUCGUACACGACAUUUCUUCCUCGCGCGGCGGCCACAUCGUCUCCCUGGACGAAGAAAUCCCCCUCACAUCAACCGACCUCUCCGCGUCCCCGCAACCGGUCGAGGACCUCCCACCCAUCGACCCGAAGAAGGUCUACGCCCCCGCGGACCCAUUCGAGUCUGGUUCCGUUGGUGCCUCCCUCCCGGACACAGCUAACCGGCCCAGAACCAUUACGGCCAAGGUACCCCUCAAGGAAAUGGUUGGGUACUUGAAACACCUGCGUAGUUUGAGUGCCGGUCACGGUACAUUUGUGAUGAGUGUUGAUCGGUUCGAGAAGAUGAGUACCCCGCGACAGAAGGCUGUGUUGACGGAGCUGAGGGGUGGGUUUUAG
Aspergillus niger is the source of this 2586-nucleotide messenger RNA. RefSeq lists its product as uncharacterized. Gene Ontology annotation, cellular component: mitochondrion. The record is from RefSeq and is a predicted model, not a curated record. Gene Ontology annotation, molecular function: GTPase activity; GTP binding. NCBI's taxonomy places the organism in Eukaryota, Fungi, Ascomycota, Eurotiomycetes, Eurotiales, Aspergillaceae. The transcript is spliced from 3 exons. The coding region runs from base 1 to 2586 and encodes 861 amino acids. Gene Ontology annotation, biological process: ribosome disassembly; mitochondrial translation.